AUGUCUUCAAACUUCAUUAUUUAUUUAUUUCGUUUCUCUUCAUUCAUAACACUAUCAAUCCUUCCUUUUCUUUCUUUCCUUUUUCUUUCUUUCUUAUUUCUUUCUUUCUUUCUUUCUUUCUUUCUUUCUUUCUUUCUUUUCUCUUCUUUUAUUACACUGCCUAUUCUUUCUUUCUAUCUUUCUUUUCUCUUCUUUUAUUACACUGCCUAUUCUUUCUUUUUUUCUUUUUUUCUUUCUUUCUUUCUUUCUUUCUGUCUUUCUUUCUGUCUUUCUUUUUUUCUGGGUUAUUACACUGUCACGCAUUACGUCACUUUAUUUAUUUCUUUUUUCCUUCUUUCUUUCCUUCUUUUUCUUCUAAUUUUCUCUUUCUUUCUUUCUUUCUUCAUUAUUUAUUCAUGUCAGUUUUAUUAUUAUUUCUUUCUUCAUUUCUCUCUUACUUUCUUCAUUAUUUCUUUCUUUUUAUUAAUUGAUUCCUUCUUUCUUUCUUUCUUUCUUUCUUUCUUUCUUUCUUUCUUUCUUUCUUUCUGUUGUUUCUCUUCAUUUAUCACACUGUCGAUCCUUCCGUCAGUUUCUUUCUUUCAUUUAGUCUAUCCUGCUUUCAUCACUUCCAUUUCUUUCUUUCUUUCUUUCUUUCUUUAUUUCUUUCUUUCUUUCUUUCUUUAUUUCUUUUGUUUCUCUUCCUGUAUCACAUUGUCAAUCCUUCCCUCAAUUCCUUUCUUUCAUUUAGUCUAUCCUGCUUUCACCUCUUCCAUUUCUUUCUUUCUUUCUUUCUUUCUUUCUUUCUUUCUUUCUUUCUUUCUCCCUUUGUUCUCUAAUGCAUCGAUGAAUGAAUAUCUCCAUAAUGACGACUUCAUUCUGAACCCAUCCUUCCUUAAAUAUGAUUUAAUAUAUUGGCAAUUAAGGCGCUUUGUAACACGGGAGCUAAUUAACCCGUGUGCACAAAGAUGA
Molecule: messenger RNA, 948 nt
Organism: Acanthosepion pharaonis
Lineage: Eukaryota; Metazoa; Mollusca; Cephalopoda; Sepiida; Sepiidae
Source: the annotation of a GenBank genome assembly